Molecule: messenger RNA, 1461 nt
Organism: Chaetomium globosum CBS 148.51
Lineage: Eukaryota; Fungi; Ascomycota; Sordariomycetes; Sordariales; Chaetomiaceae
Exons: 1
Coding region: 1-1461 (486 amino acids)
Biological process (GO): transmembrane transport
Molecular function (GO): transmembrane transporter activity
Source: RefSeq, a predicted model, not a curated record
AUGGACACCAAAUCACCAACGCCACGGGAUGCGGAGGCCGGGAACGAUGCCUUUGUCAUGAGCCCUCCCCUCGAGAACCAUGCCCUCUCCAUGCGAAGCCACAAUAUCCUCAUCCUCAUCGUCAGCAACACUCCAGUGCUUAGAUGGGAAAGAGUCGACGGAGAAAGCAGAGAAGACGGAGGAAUGGGCCACCGGGGCUUGGGAUUUUGGAGGUGCUUUACUGGCCUUUGUAUUCCUAUUCUUCUCUCGGCAUUCGAGGGUAGCGUGGUUAGUACGGCGCUUCCGACAAUAUCACGAUCCCUUAACCUUGGCCCAAACUCAUCCUGGGUGGCAACCGCUUUUCUCUUGGCCUCGAUUAUUUUCCAGCCAUUGUUUGGGCAGCUCGCCGACAUCUGGGGACGGAGACAUUUAAUGAUGAUAGCAGUCGUGAUCUUCGGUGCCGGGAGCGCCAUCGCAGGUUAUGCCAACAACUGCGCGGUGUUGGUAUUCGGACGCAUCAUCCAGGGGAUAGGUUCAGGGGGGAUUGACCUCUUUGCCGAGCUGAUUCUCUGUGACAUCAUUCCCCUGAAGAAAAGAGGGCAUUACGUGGCCAUCAAAGCCGCCGUUUAUGCUUUGGGGACCACCGUCGGGCCGCUCUUGGGUGGAGUGUUCGCCCAGACAAAUUGGCGAUGGUGUUUUGGCGUCAAUUUACCCAUCUGCAUCAUCGCGCUUGUUCUAAUGUGGUUCUGGCUCCAGCUCAGCAGCGGACACUCAUGGAAGGGGCUCACAGCGCUCCAGCAGAUCGGCCAGGUCGAUUUUGUGGGAAUCAGCCUCCUCACAACCGCCGUCGUCUUGAUUCUUUGCGCUUUGAGCCUGGCCGGUACCGUGUACUCAUGGUCUCAUCCAACCAUCGUGGCAUCGCUAGCAGGCGGUUUCGCCGGCACCGUGGCGUUUAUUUUUUGGCAACGAUCUCGGCGAUGCGCACGCCCCAUCAUGGCGCCGCAUGUCUUUUCCAACCGAACAACGAUCGCAGCUCUGGCCAUCACUGCUCUCCAUGGCUUCAUCACGUACGGGUUUCAGUUUUAUCUGCCACCUUUUUUUCAGGCAGUGCUCGGGGCAUCGCCGUCGCAAUCCGGCCUUCUCAUCCUUCCAUGCAGCCUCGCCGUCGUCAUUCUUGCAUCCGUUGGAGGGCCGUUGCUCGCUCGGUUCGGGAAGUACCGCUUGAUGCACUUGGUGGGCUUCGUGCUUAUGAUCGCCGGAAUACUACCUUGCAUAACGUUCGAGAAGUCUCGGUCUGUGGGUCUGUGGAUCUUUAUGUCACUGUUAGUUGGGAUCGGCUCAGGGGUCAUCGUCUCCACAACCCUCCCGACCGUGCUCGUUGAGCUCACGGACAAGGAAAAUGCGGCUGCGACUGGUUCGUGGGCAUUUCUGCGUGGGCUUGGAUCCCUGCUUGGUGUUGCCCUUCCCAACUCACGUUUUUAA